UGUCUCGCAACCAUGGCUGGCAAAGGACUUUUACUCAAAGCAGAUCCCAUCGCCGCCGCGUUUCGGGAAGAAGUCAAAACUUCGCUAGCUGUCGCCCCUCGGAAACCACGUUUGGUCGGGAUUCUGGCAACAUCAUCCGCACCAAGUAAAUUCUAUGCAGACUUCACCAGGAAACAAUGUGAAGAGCUUGGCUUCGACUUCGUUCUCAAGAAGACAGGUGCUGGAGACACGGGCGACCUUCCUGAGGGAGAUGGUGUGGAAGCGGCCAUUAUCGAAGCCAACGAUGACCCAGAUGUGGACGGAAUCAUGGUGUAUUACCCUAUAUUCGGACACCAGCAGGACCAUUACCUUCAACAGGCAAGCCCAUCAGUUGUGUCACCAUAUAAGGAUGUCGAAGGCCUACACUUCAAAUUCCACUACAACUUAUAUCACAACAUCCGCUUCAUCGAGCCUCAAUCGUUGUUGACAAGCGGUCUUCCGUCUGGAUCUUCUGCCAGUGUCAAUGGAGAAGACGCUCCUGCUGGAACUGUCAAAAGUAUUAUUCCCUGCACACCACUCGCCAUCGUCAAGUGCCUUGAACAUAUCGGCGUCUACAACAAGAUUCUUCCUUAUGGCGAUCGUGCAUAUGGCCGUACAAUCACUGUUAUCAACCGAUCGGAAGUUGUUGGAAGGCCCUUGGCUGCCCUCCUCGCAAAUGACGGUGCUCGGGUAUUCUCUGUUGACAUUGACUCCAUCCAGGAAUACACCAAACGUCCCAAGACCUCGACGGCACCGCGCUACAACCCCCGUCAUGUAGUUCACCCUUCCAACUUCACCCUUCAAGAAUGCCUUUCCAUGUCCGACGUCGUCAUCUCUGCUGUUCCUUCAGCCGACUACAAAGUCAAGACCGAGUGGCUCAAAGAUGGUUGCAUAUGUGUCAAUGUGGCUGCCGAUAAGAAUUUCGAGGGCGAUGUCAGAGAAAAGGCUUCAAUGUAUAUUCCCGCCGUAGGGAAAGUGACAAUAUUGAUGCUGUUACGAAAUUUGUUGCGUUUGCAGCAAUACCAGUCACCACAUCUAUAG
Mycena indigotica is the source of this 1059-nucleotide messenger RNA. Its product is annotated as NAD(P)-binding protein. Gene Ontology annotation, molecular function: methylenetetrahydrofolate dehydrogenase (NADP+) activity; methylenetetrahydrofolate dehydrogenase (NAD+) activity. NCBI's taxonomy places the organism in Eukaryota, Fungi, Basidiomycota, Agaricomycetes, Agaricales, Mycenaceae. The transcript has 9 exons. The record is from RefSeq and is a predicted model, not a curated record. Gene Ontology annotation, cellular component: cytosol. Bases 13 to 1059 code for a protein of 348 amino acids. Gene Ontology annotation, biological process: purine nucleobase biosynthetic process.